UACUUUAGACUUUUACAUAUCGCGGACAAUGAAUGUGCAAAACACACAGAAGCUUUUGGAUUUGGUCAAUGAACGUACAAAACACACACAUGCUUUUGGAUUUGGCAAUGAACGUACAAAACACAGUCAUGCCUUUGUACAAAACACAUAGAACCCGUGCAUUGGUCGAUACACGUUCAACACAGAAGCUCUUGCAUUUGGCCAAUGAAUGUACAUAACACACAGAAGCUUUUGUAUUUGGCCAAUGAAUAUACAAAACAAACAGAAGAUUUUGCAUUUGGCCAAUGAAUAUACAAAACACACAGAAGCUUUUGCAUUUGGCCAAUGAAUGUACAAACACACAGAAACUUUUGCAUUUGUUCAAUGAAUGUACAAAACACACACCAGCUUUUACAUUUGGCAAAUGAACGUACAAAACAUACUGAUACUUGGGCCAGUGAACGUACAAAACAUAUUGAAACUUUUGCAUUGGGCCAGUGAACGUACAAAACAUACUGAAACUUUUGCAUUGGGCCAGUGAACGUACAAAACACAUUUAAGCUUUAACAAUUAGCCAACGAACUUAAAAAAAAGAAUAAAUAUGCGAGUUUUAAAUACAAAUAUCAAAAUAAAACAUCUAGUAUUGAUUUGUGUCUAAUUAUAUAAUAUAAUUUCAGUGUACACAAAAGGCAACAUCGCUAAGAAAUUUCUGGAUUUGUCUAAGAAAUAUGGACCAGCUUUUACUUAUUACAUGGGACCAAUACGAUGUCUUAUAUUAAACCGUAUUGAUGUUAUUAAUGAAGCUUUGCUGACCAAGGGAGCUAACUACUCGGAUCGGUAUACGGUGUAUUCUACUGAAGUUCUUUUCGAAGGGGGAGAAGACAUUAUCAACGGUAGAUAUGGUACUGGAUGGAAACUUAGAAGAAAGUUAGCCAGUCGUGCUAUGAGGUAAUAGUAAAUGAUAGAUAAAUCAAUGCCCGCAAAACUCUUUCAUCCGCUGUUUUUUUCUAGCUGAAGUUCUUUUCGAAGGGGGAGAAGACAUUAUCAACGGUAGAUAUGGUACUGGAUGGAAACUUAGAAGAAAGUUAGCCAGUCGUGCUAUGAGGUUAUUUAUGUCGAGUGAAAACUUUAAUAUCAAGUUAGAAGAAGCCGUAUCUAAAACAGCGGAAGCCAUGUUGAAAGAGACAGGACCCUUUGAUCCUAAACCCUACAUGUUCUUUACAACUUUAAAUAUUUUAGGGGGCAUGGUUUUCGGAACAAAGUAUGAAUAUAAUGAUGAAACGUACUUGGAAAUACUCAACAAGCUGGAAGAGUUUUCUAAACUUGCAUCAGAGGGUAUAUUUCUGGAAAAUAUGUUUCCACCAGCCAGAUGGUUUCCAUCCAAAAGGUUUAAACGUGUUGCCCAAGUAUUUAAGGAAUUUAUAGAUAUUAUAAGAUAUAAUAUUAAAAAAGUAGAAGACGAAUUUGUACCAGGUAAAAUAACCAACUUUACAGAAAGUCUUCUUCAAGCAGAGAAAGAAAUGCGUGAGGAAGGCGAAGAGAAUAUGGACCAUUUUAAGCAUCAUAACUUAGUGCUAACUGUAUUUGACAUAUUUUUCGCUGGUAACGAUACAUCAAGACAAACAUUAUACUGGGCUUUGAUGUAUAUAACUGGUCUUCCUGAUGUUCAACACAAAAUACAAGAUGAAGUUGAUUCAGUCGUUGGGAAUGAUAGAUAUCCAGCUACAUCAGAUAGAGAAGGUCUGUCCUAUACAGAUGCUGUAUUACAUGAAGUCAUGAGAAUAGGAUCAGUAGUACCUGUUGGUGUUCCCCACAUGACCAGUUGUGAUACCACGAUAGAUAACGGUAAAUAUGACGUUCCCAAGGGUACCAUGGUUUUCAUCAAUCACUGGGGAAUUCAGAAUGAUCCAGAUAAUUGGGAAGACGUCGAACAGUUUAAACCAGAAAGAUUUUUAGAUAAAGGUGGUAAAAUGGCACCAAAACCUGAAAACUGGCUUCCAUUUAGUGCUGGUAGAAGAGUUUGUCUUGGAGAACCCAUGGCUAAACCAGAACUACAUUUAAUUCUAGCAGGUCUUUGUCAGAGAUUAGUCAUGGAACCCGAACCAGGAACAUCAAUUAAUUUGGAACCAAAGCUAGACGGACUUAUACUUGUCCCUCAUCCGUAUAAGAUCGUGGUUAAGCCACGAAUCAACCCUUAAACUUGUAUCUUCUUCUAAAUAUUAUUUACUGUAUGUUUAAUUUUUGUAAAUUAGUUGGGGGAUUGGAAGGCCGAAUGGUUAGCACAUGCGUGGUGUAUCAUAAGGUCUGUCAUUGAGUCAACUGGCGUGGUUUCGAUUCCCCGGUUGUACGUGACAGGGAGUAGUGUCGCCUGUCCAACCUCGUGAGUUUUCUCCGGGUCCUCCGGGUUCCUCCUACUGCUAAAGACCCCUACGCGCAAAAGAAUUAUUGAAUUAAAAUUGAACCAUGUGUGAGUCCCGAAAUGACCUAGUUUUAUCGAGUGGACGUCAACACCCUCUCUCUCUCUCUCUCUCUCUCUCUCAGUUACCAUGACAAAAUUGUCAUCAAUCGUAUUGCACAUAUUACCAUAUGCUGUGUCUCCAAGUAUAGUGUUGACAUGAAACCACAUUCCAAGCAGGUGUGUAGAUCCUCGGUAUGACGUAUCAUUUCCUGUGUAUGUUUUAUGACUUUCGGGCACGUGACAUAACAUCUGUGAUAUUACGGAAUAUAAUGAAAUCUCAGUGUUUUAUACUUUUUAACGUUUACUAUCUGAUAAUGACUGUGUGUCAUGUCUCAUUUUGCAUAACAACCUUGUGUCUGAAUACAUUCCACUACCACCACCAACACCACCAUCAUCAUACAAUCUGAGUGUUUUAUACUUUUUAAAAAAUGUAUUGUCUGUAUUUAUUGUUUGCUAUGUUUUUGUUUUGUAUAACAGCCUUCUUGGUAUUGUCUAUUUUUACCAUUGAUUCUAAUUGUAUGGGAACACUUGGUUUAACAUAAUUUUUAUAAAUGCAUCAAUAACUGUAUGGGAUCACUUGGUUUCAUUAAAGGGCAAUAUUGGUGCCAGCCAUUAUCA
Molecule: messenger RNA, 3055 nt
Organism: Patella vulgata (common limpet)
Lineage: Eukaryota; Metazoa; Mollusca; Gastropoda; Patellidae
Product: cytochrome P450 2J2
Exons: 9
Coding region: 1080-2177 (365 amino acids)
Biological process (GO): xenobiotic metabolic process
Cellular component (GO): cytoplasm; intracellular membrane-bounded organelle
Molecular function (GO): oxidoreductase activity, acting on paired donors, with incorporation or reduction of molecular oxygen, reduced flavin or flavoprotein as one donor, and incorporation of one atom of oxygen; iron ion binding; heme binding
Source: RefSeq, a predicted model, not a curated record